GUGCCUGCGCGGCGCACGCCGGUGGACGGGGCGGCCAUGCGGGCUGUGGCGGGGGCCGCGCGGGCGGCCGCGCUGGCGCUGCUGCUAGGGGCGCUGCACGGGGCGCCAGCGCGUGGCCAGGAGUACGACUACUACGGCUGGCAGGCUGAGCCGCUGCACGGCCGCUCCUACUCCAAGCCGCCGCAAUGCCUCGACAUCCCCGCUGACCUGCCGCUCUGCCACACGGUGGGCUACAAGCGCAUGCGGUUGCCCAACCUGCUGGAGCACGAGAGCCUGGCCGAGGUGAAGCAGCAGGCGAGCAGCUGGCUGCCGCUGCUGGCCAAGCGCUGCCACUCAGACACGCAGGUCUUCCUCUGCUCGCUGUUCGCGCCCGUGUGCCUCGACCGGCCCAUCUACCCUUGCCGCUCGCUGUGUGAGGCGGUGCGCGCCGGCUGCGCACCGCUCAUGGAGGCCUACGGCUUCCCCUGGCCCGAGAUGCUGCACUGCCACAAGUUCCCCCUGGACAACGACCUCUGCAUCGCUGUGCAGUUCGGGCACCUGCCCGCCACCGCGCCUCCAGUGACCAAGAUCUGCGCCCAGUGUGAGAUGGAGCACAGUGCUGACGGCCUCAUGGAGCAGAUGUGCUCCAGCGACUUUGUGGUCAAAAUGCGCAUCAAGGAGAUCAAGAUAGAGAAUGGGGACCGCAAGCUGAUUGGAGCCCAGAAAAAGAAGAAGCUGCUCAAGCCAGGCCCCCUGAAGCGCAAGGACACCAAGAGGCUGGUGCUCCACAUGAAGAACAGCGCAGGCUGCCCCUGCCCACAGCUGGACAGCCUGGCCGGCAGCUUCCUGGUCAUGGGUCGCAAGGUGGACGGACAGCUGCUGCUCACGGCUGUCUACCGUUGGGACAAGAAGAAUAAGGAGAUGAAGUUUGCAGUCAAAUUCAUGUUCUCCUACCCCUGCUCCCUCUACUACCCCUUCUUCUAUGGGGCCUCUGAGCCCCACUGAAGAGUGCCUUCCCCACCAGCCAGCCAGCCAGCCAUGCUUGCCCUCGGGCCUCACUCCUAUAGCCAGGCUGACCCAGCCCCUGCCAGAGGGUGGUUUCGUUUCACAGAGUUGUUACUGGCACAGCCCCCAAGGGAUGGGCACAGACCCUGGAGCUAUCCUCCCUGACCAAGGGAUCCUGAGGUCCCUGGGGUCUUGGGCCUCUCUUAGCAACAGGGCUUUCUCAUUAGGGGGGUGGGGGGAAGCCCAAGAUCUCAGAAAGUAGGCAGAGUGGGAGGGGGGCUCUAGAAGGUGGUUUCUAGAGUAGAGGUGGUAUCAGCUGCCCUCUGUUGGUGAUUGGGCCCAUCUUGGAAAGGCUGAACUGCUUGGGGGACAAUUCUCCUCUCCCACUGCCCCUUUAUGCAUCUUCACCAUAGCCCCCCAAGAAAAGCACCUGGGGUCUCAAUGUAUACAGCCACACCUGCUGCUUUCCCAGACCUGCGAGUUUCCCUACCCUGAGGCCUAGCACUCUCGCUGGCCUGGAGAGCAAACCCAGCCCAGCCAUAGUGCAGAUCUUUCCCACGGACUCACUUCGGGUUCAGUGCUCAGCCCCCGCAUCUCCCUUUCACCCUGACCAUGAGUAAGUUAUUGCUACUGCUGUGAGGCCAUAGAGGUACUAGACAACUGAUACAAACAGGGUUUGGUUUUUGAUUUUUUUUUUAAGUUUUUAAUUAAAUCAAAGA
Messenger RNA from Otolemur garnettii (small-eared galago), 1703 nucleotides. RefSeq names its product secreted frizzled related protein 5 (gene SFRP5). The record is from RefSeq and is a predicted model, not a curated record. Gene Ontology annotation, biological process: non-canonical Wnt signaling pathway; negative regulation of canonical Wnt signaling pathway; canonical Wnt signaling pathway. The transcript is spliced from 3 exons. Gene Ontology annotation, molecular function: Wnt-protein binding. The coding region runs from base 37 to 984 and encodes 315 amino acids. NCBI's taxonomy places the organism in Eukaryota, Metazoa, Chordata, Mammalia, Primates, Galagidae.